Molecule: messenger RNA, 1091 nt
Organism: Poeciliopsis prolifica (blackstripe livebearer)
Lineage: Eukaryota; Metazoa; Chordata; Actinopteri; Cyprinodontiformes; Poeciliidae
Gene: polr1d
Product: RNA polymerase I and III subunit D
Exons: 5
Coding region: 88-582 (164 amino acids)
Biological process (GO): DNA-templated transcription
Cellular component (GO): RNA polymerase III complex; RNA polymerase I complex
Molecular function (GO): DNA binding; DNA-directed RNA polymerase activity; protein dimerization activity
Source: RefSeq, a predicted model, not a curated record
AGUGGCAGCGCACGUUCUUUCUGCCUGUCAGACAAAGCCCAGGGCUGAAAGCCCGCAGGAGCAUAUUGACGGACGUAGUAUCGAAGCAUGGCCGGGGAAGGCGAAAAGAAACCGGUGCUCGAAAUGGUCCAGGCUGACGGGGCCGAUGACGGCUGCGUGACGUUUGUGAUGCACGAUGAGGACCACACGCUGGGCAACUCCCUCAGAUACAUGAUCAUGAAGAACCCGGAAGUGGAGUUCUGCGGCUACACCAUCACGCAUCCGUCGGAGAGCAAGAUCAACUUCCGCAUCCAGACGCGAGGUCAGCUUCAGUCCGUCCCAGAGCUUCACGCCUCAUCUCGUCUCCACAGCCAAGCGAAAGUUUUAGAAGAGGCGUUCCUGCAGUGGAGCCGCUGCGACGCGGCCUCAACGACCUGCAUGACGUUUGCCAACAUGUCCUCAACACCUUCCAGGCGAGAGUGGCUGAGUUUAAAGAAGGUCAGGAGCAACCUAUGGAAUAAACAUCGCAACGGAAACCAUAAAGACUCAACUUCACCAAACUCCUUUGUGCUGCAGAAGUGCGGGGAAGUUUUCAUGUCUUAAAUACUUGUACAGGUUUUUUUUUUUAUGUAAUUAUGUAAGAGUCAUAACACGUGUCAAUGUUGCUUUUCAUUCCCACGCUGCCUGGCUGGCGAGUAAAAACACUUGAAAUGAUAAAAACUUCCAUCACUCGGGCGUCGGACUCGUUCUGGGACAUUUCACUUCAUGACUCGCGUAACGGUGUUUUUGAAAUUCGCUCGGAUUCGAACGUCUGAAUCUCCUGAUGGGAGCGAGGAAAAGUCUGGAAGCUGAUAUGUCCUUAUUAGCGGAGGAAUGCGGCGCCGGGCACUUCAAACUGAGCUGGAGGGACAGCAGGUCAAAUGAGGGAGGAAGGAACAAAAGUGUGAAUAAUGAGCUUGAAGUUGGUCGAAGGUAAUCGCGUCACAUGUUCUGAAUGUUUUAAAACAGAAACGACGACUCAUUUAACGAAAUAAAUGGCUGCUGGAAGUUUUAAGAAGUUUACUGUGGCUGAAAUUUUUCCAGAAAUAAAGUGUCUAUCUGACAGAACCAUG